Messenger RNA from Macrosiphum euphorbiae (potato aphid), 561 nucleotides. Lineage: Eukaryota; Metazoa; Arthropoda; Insecta; Hemiptera; Aphididae. The record is from the annotation of a GenBank genome assembly.
AUGAAGACAUCUUUAGUGAUUACAAUCGCGUUGUUCACGAUUUUUACUAUAUCAGAAAUAAGCUGUAAAACAUGUAUGGGAUUCAAGGAAAAAUGUCUUGAUGACAGUGACUGUUGUUCUGAAAGUUGCUACAUGGCAGGCCAUGUAAAUGACAGAUUUUGUAUAAACCCCGUAAAUUCAACCGCUGCUGUUAAAGUUGAACAUGGUUUGUGUUCAUACAAUGCAUCGUUCCAUAAAGAAUCCAGCGACCAUAUGUUCAAGUUAAUAGGGAUGAAUGCAGCCCACGCUAUGUUGCCAAAAGGCUCAGAAAUUAAGUUAACGAACGCGGCCAACAAUAAAACUAUAGAUGUCACAAUAAAUAACUAUUUGCAACCAAAUAACGAAACCCUUUUGCAGUUAUCCAAAGAAGCAGCACGAGAGUUAGGUGUUAAAGAUGGAGAGACAAUUCCAUGUUCUGUAUAUCUUUAUGAAAAAGAAACUAACUAUUCUGCAGUCAAAAAAUUUAUUGGCUUUUCUGCAUCAUUCUUUGUAAUUGCAUUCCUCAUAUUUAAUUAUAUGUAA